CAUCAUUUCCGAUCUUCCCGUUUCAAAAUCUGGAACGUCAAAAUGUUUGAUGUGCCAUGGUUGACCUCAGCAGCAAAGACAUUCUCUGCUGUUCUAUUUGUCCUGUAUGUAGUGGUGCCAGUACUGGUCAAGACAAAUCCAUGGAUCUUCUCUAAAAUACUCUUCUUACAUUUCUUAAAGUUUCCCUAUUUUGUUGACCUGAAGCGUCCAGACAAGAGAGGAAUCAAAGGCUGUAAGAAUUUCUACAUCAAAGUCAAUGAAAAAGUUACAUUAGGUGCUUGGCAUACUAUACCACAACAGACAAGGGGAGAUAACCCAGACUUAAAGUUAAACUCAGGUCAUCCAAUCAUUCUAUAUCUCCAUGGAAACGCUGCCACAAGAGCACAGCCACACAGAAUAGAGUUAUACAAAGUUUUGUCUUCUAUGAAUUUUCAUGUGAUAGCCAUAGAUUAUAGAGGUUUUGGAGAUUCCUCAGGAACCCCCACAGAAGAGGGUGUAUUAGAAGAUACAUAUAGAACAUAUAAAUGGAUACGUGACAGAUCUGAUAAAGUCCCACUGUAUAUAUGGGGACAUUCUUUAGGGUCAGCAAUUAGUACCAAUCUACUUAAACACUUAAAUCAAAAAGGAGAAAGUGUUGAUGGUCUUAUUCUAGAAUCACCCUUCAACAAUUUAUGGGAUGCCUCAAGGCGACAUCCAAUGUCCUUGCCUUUCAGAUUUUUACCAUGGUUUGAGUGGGUAUUUAUAGACUCUAUGAAGAAAGUAGUUGAUUACUGUACGGAAGAUAAUAUUAUGGAAAUAGAUGAGCCAUUAUUAAUACUACAUGCUGCAGAUGACCAUAUAAUACCUGUACAAUGUGGAAGGGAGUUGCAUAAUAAAGUAGAACAGUUUAGAAAAGGAAAGGUUGGAAGAUCAUUUACUGUGUAUAAAGAAUUUGACAAACAUCUGGGAUAUAGACAUUGUGAAAUAUACAAAGAUCCAGAGUUACCUUCAAUUAUUAGAACUUUCAUGAAGAUGUGUAUAGAAAAGAAAUAAAUAGAUGAAUAUACUCCAAAGAGAACUGUGAUCUAUUUAUAAACAAUACUCUGAUGUUAUUGUGUUAUGUACUUUUUUAUUUUUAAAUGUAAGUCCUUUCAAAGAUCAUUCUUUAGUGUACCAUAGUUUUGUGUAUCUAGUUUAAAAGAGAGCUGGUCUUAUUGUUGUUUGUUGCUUAGUCCUCCUUUGGUAUA
Messenger RNA from Mytilus trossulus (common blue mussel), 1226 nucleotides. RefSeq names its product lysophosphatidylserine lipase ABHD12-like. The transcript is spliced from 12 exons. NCBI's taxonomy places the organism in Eukaryota, Metazoa, Mollusca, Bivalvia, Mytilida, Mytilidae. Bases 43 to 1032 code for a protein of 329 amino acids. Gene Ontology annotation, molecular function: phosphatidylcholine lysophospholipase A1 activity; monoacylglycerol lipase activity. The record is from RefSeq and is a predicted model, not a curated record. Gene Ontology annotation, cellular component: endoplasmic reticulum membrane. Gene Ontology annotation, biological process: phosphatidylserine catabolic process; monoacylglycerol catabolic process.